AUGCAGAAGCCGAGUGACAUGGACCGUUCAGAAAGAAAGAGGCAGUACGCUGCCCUGCGUCGUGCCAUUAUCAAAGAAGCAUCUCCGGAGCUAGUUGCUAAAUUCUCCCUGGCUAGUGACAAAGAAAGGUUUUCUAUGCUGAAAGCCUGGGUGCAAAACCAGGACUUGGGGGAGAUCGAAAUAGAAGAAAAAUACAGAAGUUGGGUUGCGAACCUUCGCACAGACCGUUACGUUACGGUAACGAUGCUGCAGUUGGAGAAGAUCUACGGGAAGUCGACGGAGGCCAAGAAGUUCAUUGAAGAGCUGUGCCGUGGACAGACUGGGGUGCCACACCCCCAGGCGCCCAACGUGAAGAAGGCAAGAAUGUUUAAGGUGCUUCGAGAGGUUCUUGAAGAGAACUCUUCGGGAUCUCAAACCACCAGCUCCGCAAGCAUUUCGGGACGUGUCAAAGAGGCCGCAGCCAAGGGACUCCUAAGCAAACAGCUUGGUGGUCUGAAUACUGAUGUGGCAUUCUUCAACACAACCACGGGGGUGAUCAAAUCGAAGAAAGCCAAGAAAGAAAAAACCCCGGAAGAGGAAUGCUUAGCUGAUAUGAAGAAACUCCAGAAGAAGUUCUUUGACGUACAUCAACGAUACCAUGUUAUAUUUCUUUUAUGGUCAAGGGGAAGUGGGAUAGAUGCACCAUUAUUACGGGAUUAUUUCCUCUAA
This is a messenger RNA of Cladocopium goreaui, 708 nucleotides long. The record is from the annotation of a GenBank genome assembly. Lineage: Eukaryota; Dinophyceae; Suessiales; Symbiodiniaceae.